AUGGCUGAUAAAAAACUCAAAGGACUUAUUGCUCAGCGCGACAGUGCAGUUGAUCGCCUAGCGCAAAUUAAAAUAGUGGCCGAUAAAGCUGUUCUUGAUGCCCGCUAUCACAUACAAUUAAAAAUUCGUGUCCAGACCCUUGAAGCCAUUGUGGCUGAUUUUAAUACUCAUCAUGCUAACGUGUUAAAUAUUGUUGCCCAGGGUGACGAAGACGAUUUGGCAAUUCAACAAGAAAUACGUCAACGUUUUGAUGAUAAUUUUUAUGCAAUUCAGGCAAUAUGUGCUGAAAUAAAUGAAAAUGCUGAUCAAAUUACUCACAGACCAACGCCGAGUCACGUUAAACUACCCAAGCUGGAACUUAAAAAAUUUAAUGGCACUAUCAGGAAUUGGACCACGUUUAUUGAUUUAUAUGAUUCAAUUAUUCAUAAUAAUUCUAGUCUUUCCAAUGUGGAAAAGUUUACAUAUCUUCUAAACUCUUUAGAAGGUCCACCCCUUGGCAUUGUGCAAUGUAAUCCAUUAACGGAUGCAAAUUAUAUCAUAGCUUAUGAUACUCUAAAACGGCGCUAUGAGAACAAUCGCUUAAUCGCUGUCAGUCAUUGGCGCGAAAUUGAAAAAACCAAAAAAUUAACGAGUGAUCGUGAUGCAAAAUCUCUUCAAAUGUUGAUUGACACUUUUACUGAGAACCUCACAGCUAUUAAAAAUCUGGGCCAUCCCGUGUCCCAGUGGGACUUUAUUUUAUUUUAUAAGCUUUUCGAUCGAAUUGAUUCGAGCACGGCUACUAGAUUUGAACUUGAAUGUGGUAAGUUACUUGAUGACAUAGAGAAUAAACAUAACCAUUUUAAGAUUUUGUUGGAUUUUGUACGAAAACAAUGCGUUGCCUUAGAUACUGUUUCAAAUUCGCUUGUUAACGUUAAUGCUGUUAAGGAGGUAAAACAAAAUUCCCCACCAAAAAGAAGUUUUGUUGUUAACACGGUUGCCUGUUCCUUUUGUCACAAGAAUGGCCACAAUAUUUAUAAAUGUUCAGAUUUUCUAAAUAAGAACUCUCACGACCGAUAUAAAAUUGUAAAAACCAAUAAAUGGUGUACCAAUUGUCUGGGUUUAAAGCAUAACUCCUUUAACUGUUCCUCUAGGCGCCGGUGUGAAAAGUGCUCAAGGCCUCACCAUACUCUUUUGCAUCAUGACUACCCUGAAAGUACUCAACCCCAUUUAAAUGAAACCCAAGAAUUGCCUCCAACCUCAGAAGAGCCAUCACACCCUGUGGCCUUGGCGAAUACUAAACAGUACAAUGAAGGUCGUAAGGAAGGAGCUGUAUUAUUGGCUACAGCGCAAGUGAUAGUUGUUGAUUCUCGAGGUAAUUUCAUAAAAGCACGCGUAUUAUUAGAUAGCGCCAGUCAGGUUAAUUUUAUAACCAAUAAAUUAUGUAAACGUUUAGGUCUCAUUAAACGUCCCCUCUCACUUUUUGUUAAAGGUUUAGGUGAUACCGUCUCGAAUAUUUCUCAUGAGGUCACUUGCACCUUUUCUCCUAAACGGGCAAUGAACACAAAGUUCUCUCUGGAAUUUGCAGUUAUACCACAGAUUUGUGGAAAUCUCCCCUCUUCUGAUUUACCUUCAGAUUGUUUUUCUCAAUUCUCUCAUCUUGAACUUGCUGAUGACGCCUUCAAUAUUUCGGGCCCUAUUGACAUGUUAGUCGGAGGUGACGUUUUUGGUUUUCUUGUCAAACAAGGACAAAUAUCUCAGUCAAUAGGAAAGCCUAUCGCGCUAAACACUCAACUUGGGUGGGUAAUAAUGGGUCGUGUUCCUGUAACUGAUUCAGUCUCUUAUUCAACCCCAAAUAGCUUUUGUGCCUCUUUAAGCUUCUCUCUUAAUGAUAUGGUAAAAAGGUUCUGGCAACUCGAACAGAUACCUAAUUGCACUGCUCACUCGCCAGACGAAAUGAUCGCGGAGAAGUUCUUCCAAGAUACUCAUACUCGAGAUGCUUCUGGGAGAUAUAUUCUUCAACUACCCUUUCAAAACUCUGAUCUACCCUUUUUUGAAAAUACACGAGAGAUUGCACUUCGUCGAUUUUAUUCUCUUGAAAGGCGACUACAAUCUAAUCCUCAACUCUAUGAUGACUAUUGUGCUUUUAUGCGUGAUUAUCUUGACACGGGACACAUGGAAGUUAUCCCUGCAUCAGAUAUUUCUCCAAAUGUUUAUUAUAUUCCCCAUCACUGUAUUCUUCGUCCUAACAGCGCAACGACGAAGCUUCGUGUUGUUUUUGAUGCGUCCGCGAAGGCCGCCAAUAAUAUUUCUCUAAAUGACACUCUUCUCGUUGGCCCUAAGCUUCAACAGGAUAUUUUUCAGCUACUAUUAAGGUUUCGUACUCACCAAGUGGCAUUUACUGCUGAUAUCAAACAAAUGUUUAGGCAAAUUGGCAUAAAUGAAUCUCACCGCUGCUAUCAAAGAAUUUUGUGGAGGUUUUCGAAAUCUGAGCCUAUCAGUGAUUAUCAGUUAAACACCGUCACAUAUGGGGUAGCUUCAUCGCCCUAUCAGGCUAUUAGGACUCUCAGACAAUUGUCUAAAGACUAUAAGUCGGAGUAUCCACAGGCAUCGAAUGUACUAGAGCAGGAUACCUUUGUCGACGACGUUGUCAGUGGUACCGAUUCUGUUGAGUCUUCCCUUCUGCUUCAGCAGGAAUUGAUAAAUCUACUUUCGUGUGGUGGUUUCGAGUUGAGGAAAUGGGCGAGUAAUAACCCGCUGCUGCUCUCACAUAUGGAUAGGUCGCUAACCCAAUUAGAUCCUCUCUCAUUUGAUAAAGACAGCGACUCCACUAUAAAAAUUUUAGGAUUACAGUGGAACCCACUCAAUGACUCUUUUGUAUUUAAAAUAGAAACUAAUAUAAACACAUGCACCAAAAGACAUGUUUUGUCUGAUUUAGCUCGAAUCUUUGACCCUCUCGGAUUUUUAUCCCCAGUUACCCUCUCUUUAAAGUUGGUUAUACAACAUUUGUGGUCAUCUGGCUUGGAUUGGGAUCAAUUAGCCCCAAAUUCUAUUCGAGACUAUUGGUCCUCUUUCAAAGAAGGUUUGUCAACCCUAUCAGAUCUUCAGUUACCGCGCAAAAUUAUCCCUCCUCAAAUGAAAUUGUGCGAAAUGCACGGCUUUUGCGAUAGCUCGGAAAAGGCAUAUGCUGCUGUUGUAUAUUUUCGAAUUGUUACUGAAGACAAUAAUGUCACAACUAAUCUCAUAUGCGCUAAAACUAGAGUAGCACCUCUGAAGAAAAUUUCUAUUCCUAGGCUAGAACUGUGUUCAGCUGUGUUAUUGGCAGAUCUUAUGUCAUCAGUCAGGAAAUCCUUUGCUGGUUCUGUACCUAUCUCCUCAAUUUUUGCUUGGAGUGAUUCUACAGUCGCUCUAACCUGGAUAAGGUCUUCUCCUCACAAAUGGACUACAUUCGUCAGUAAUCGAGUGUCGUAUAUUCAGGAAAAAGUAUCGGCAGAUUCUUGGUCUCAUGUCAAGUCUGAGAACAAUUCCGCGGACUGUGCCACUCGAGGUCUUCUUCCCCAUGAUUUACUCCAUUUAGAAAAAUGGUGGGCGGGACCAUCUUUCCUUAAAUCUCAUUGUGAUGCAUGGAUAAAUGAAAGAUCUACAGUGAGUGAUGACAAUUUGGAUCUUGAAAAAAGGAAAAUUGCAUUAUUAGUUUCUUCAGUCCCACGUCUUAGCCUAUGGGAUAAUCUACUUACCAAAUUUUCUUCUCUUUCGAAAAUUCUUCGAACUUGUGCUUAUGUUUUACGUUUUGUUUCGUACGUAGAAGACCCCAAAGGCUUUGAUAAAAGGAGUCAUGUUACCUUGAAAGAACUGGAUAGAGCUCUUUUGAUUCUAGUAAAAGAAUCCCAAAAAAUGUCGUUUGCUAAAGAAUUGGCAGAACUUUCUAAAACCACUCCUAACAUUAGAUCACUCCCUAAAUAUAUACGGAAGCUAACUCCUUUUUUGGAUCAGGAUGGUAUCCUCAGGGUGGGCGGACGGCUUAAAAAUACACCCCUUUCUUAUGAUCAUAAGCACCCCUGUUUGUUGCCUAGUGACCAUCGACUAACUAAUCUUAUAAUAGAAUACACUCAUAUUAAAUAUUUGCAUCCUGGAUUGCAGACUACUCAAUUUUUACUUAGCCAGCGUUUUUGGAUACCCUCUUCGAAAAGAGUUAUAAAAAAGGUUUUGUCUUCCUGCUUGCGAUGCUUCAAAUGUAAUCCCUCUUCUUGCACACCUCUUAUGGGUGAUUUACCUAAAUUUAGAGUAAAUAAAAUUAAAUGUUUUACCAAGUCCGGUGUUGAUUUUGGAGGCCCAUAUCUCGUAACUAUGGGCAAACAUCGUGGUAGUAAAUCAAUCAAGGCUUACAUUUGUCUGUUUGUUUGCUUAGCCACCAAAGCUCUUCACCUCGAGCUCGUCACUGAGCUUUCUAGUGAUGCCUUUCUCGCUGCUCUAAGACGAUUUAUUUCCCGGCGAGGUAUUGUCACUGACAUAUACAGCGAUUGUGGUACGAAUUUUGUAGGAGCCUCUAAACAGCUGAUGCAAAAAAUGCGCGGUGCAUCUGUAGAUGAAGGUAUCGCAUGGCAUUUCAACCCUCCGUCGGCUCCAAAUUUCGGUGGUAUUUGGGAGGCGGGAAUAAAGGCGGUAAAAGGUCACUUAACUCGUGUAGUUGGUUCUCACAUAUUGACUUACGAGGAAUUUAACACUGUCCUAAUUUCAGUAGAGGCAAUUCUAAAUUCUCGCCCGUUAUGCGCCAUGAGUUGUGACCCUAACGAUAUAAAGGCCUUAACACCUAGCCAUUUUUUGAAUUUAGAACCAUUAAAUUCUUACAUAGAACCUGAUUUAACAGAUCUUAAAAUGAAUCGUCUAUCACGUUGGCAACUUAUCCAACGCAUACAUCAGGAUUUUUGGAAGAGAUGGCAUGCAGAGUAUUUGCACACUCUUAAUCAAAGAUCAAAAUGGUAUGAUAUGACAGUUGCCAUUAAAACCGAUUCUCUUGUUUUAAUACGAGAGGAAAACUCUCCACCACUCCAUUGGGCAUUGGGACGAGUGAUAGAGUGUUUUCCGGGCGCGGACGGCGUCACGCGGGUAGUUAACGUAAAAACGCAAAAGGGCAUCCUGCGGCGUCCUGUGUCGAAGUUAUGUUUAUUACCGAACAAUUAA
Photinus pyralis (common eastern firefly) is the source of this 5157-nucleotide messenger RNA. RefSeq lists its product as uncharacterized. The transcript has a single exon. NCBI's taxonomy places the organism in Eukaryota, Metazoa, Arthropoda, Insecta, Coleoptera, Lampyridae. Gene Ontology annotation, biological process: DNA integration. Gene Ontology annotation, molecular function: nucleic acid binding. The coding region runs from base 1 to 5157 and encodes 1718 amino acids. The record is from RefSeq and is a predicted model, not a curated record.